This is a messenger RNA of Drepanopeziza brunnea f. sp. 'multigermtubi' MB_m1, 3420 nucleotides long. RefSeq lists its product as uncharacterized. Gene Ontology annotation, molecular function: L-amino acid transmembrane transporter activity. Gene Ontology annotation, biological process: amino acid transmembrane transport. The record is from RefSeq and is a predicted model, not a curated record. Lineage: Eukaryota; Fungi; Ascomycota; Leotiomycetes; Helotiales; Drepanopezizaceae.
AUGGCUUCCGCAACCGCGGAAUUUGGCAUCGACGUGCUUGCCCGCUACAAGCCCAUUGCCCUCGACCCAGCCAGCCCGAAACUCAGCGCAGAGCAAAAAGCCGACCUCCUCUCCAACAUCUCCCUCCUCCUCGACACAAUUGUCUACUUCACGGCUUCCGGCGCCGCACGGGGCGAUACCAUCCCCGAAGUCUGCAUCCUGGAAGCCUUCUUCAAGCACUCCUCUGAGAAGUACAUGCCUGUCAUCUACGAUGAGUCCGGACACAGAGUCACCACUCAAUACCUGCUGAGCCUCACGCCUGGAGUCGCGUUCAGCUCGGGGCGUCUGGGACACCUGUGGAGCUUUGUCAAUGGUGUUGCGUUGGCGCAUCCCGAGAAGACGCUGUUCAUGCUAGGUUCGGAUGGCAGUCAGCAGGAGGGAGACGAUGCGGAGGCGGCGAGAUUAGCUGUGGCUCAAGGCUUGAACGUCAAGCUCUUGCUGGACGACAACGAUGUCACAAUUGCUGGCCACCCCUCUGAGUAUCUCAGGGGCUACUCUCUGCUGAAGACGUUGGAGGGUCACGGACUGAAGACCAUUGUGGCUCAAGGAGAGGAUAUCGAUGAGCUCUACGCUGCUGUCUGCACUGCCGUCACUACCGAAGGACCAGCAGCGGUCGUCGUUAAGCGAAAGAUGGCCCCGGGAAUCAAGGGUCUUGAAGGAAGCACACACGCCGACGACGUGAUCCCCGUCAAGAAGGCCGUCGAGUACCUGCAGAGUAAGGGCUACGACCAAGCGGUCUCCAAACUGGAAGCCAUCACCCCCAACUCUCUCGCAUACCUGUACUCAGGUUCCGGAUCGGAGAAAUUCGCCAACCGGGUCGUCUUUGGCGAAGCAGUAUGCAAAGUCCUCGAGCCCCUCUCCAAGGAAGAAGCCAAGAGGCGUGUAUUAGUCAUCGAUUCUGAUCUUGCUGGCUCAACCGGUCUCUCGGUAAUCGCCAAGAACCACCCCGAAGUAUUCCUCGCAUCCGGCAUCAUGGAGCGUGGAAACUUCACCGCGGCAGCUGGCUUCGGCGCUACCAAAGACAAAGUCGGCGUCUUCUCCACCUUCUCCGCCUUCUGUGAGAUGAUCAUCUCGGAAAUCACCAUGGCUCGGCUGAACUUCGCCAACGUGUUAUGCCACUUCUCUCACUCGGGUGUGGACGAGAUGGCCGACAACACGUGCCAUUUCGGCCUCAACACUUUCUUCGCUGACAACGGCCUCGUUGAUGGCGAUACCACCCGCUUGUAUUUCCCAGCCGAUGCCAACCAGAUGCGCGCUACCGUCUCCAAGGUCUUCUGGGACCAAGGUAUCCGCCUCGUCAUAUCCACCGGCGCCAAGGUCCCCUUGAUCUUCAAGGAAGGCACCCAGGAGCCAUACUACGGCGCAGGCUACGAAUUUACCCCUUCCAAGGACGACUUCAUCCGCACCGGGAAGGUCGGAUACGUAGUCUGCUACGGUGAGAUGGUCUACCGUGCUUUAGACGCCGUCGACCGACUGCGCGCGGAGGGCGUAGACGUCGGUCUUGUCAACAAGAGCACAUUGAACGUAGUCGACGAGGCGGCGACGCGCAUCUACGGAUCGGGUCCGUUCGUGCUGGUGGUCGAGAGUCUGAACCAGAAGACUGGGCUGGGUAGCAAGAUGGGCACGUGGCUGCUGGAGCGACAGCUGACGCCCAAGUACAAGUACAUCGGCACCACCAAGGAGGGCUGCGGCGGGCUGGGCGAGCAGAUCUUCCAUCAGGGACUGGAUGCUCAGAGUGUAAUGAAGGCAGUGAGGAGUUUGCAGCCCUUUCGCCUACACCGCACGGCGUCGACCCCCAAGCACGAGGCCGCCUACCACCAGCAUCUGACGGAGGUACUGUACCACAGUACAACAGUAACAGUACAACCGUACAACCGUACAACCGUACAACAGAUCACGGGGAAAAGAUGCCCCGUGCCGGCCGAGCCCGAGCCGGGAGCCUCAAAUGAAAUCUUCUUCGGGCCUGCCGUGCGGCUCGUCACGUGCUCCAAAUCUUCCACCAAGAAAGGCAUGGCCGCUGCCGAGUCGCAGUGGGAGCCCACCAAGGAGAUUUCGGGUCACGAUGAUCAAGGGGUCGUGGCCGGCGACGUCGAGGACCUGGAGCGUGAUGGACAUGCGAAUUUCAAUCGGCUGGGUUGGAAGCGGCUCACCGUCGUGCUGCUGGUCGAGGCCAUCGCGCUCGGCGCCUUGUCAAUCCCCUCGGCCUUUGCGACGCUGGGGAUGGUCCCCGGUGUCAUCACGACCGUCGGGCUGGGCUUCGUCGCCAUCUACACGAGUUACAUCGUGGGUCAGGUCAAGCUGAAGUUCCCCCAUGUGGCCCACUACGCCGACGCCGGACGCCUGAUCGCUGGGAAAUUCGGAUACGAGCUGAUCGGUGCCAUGUUCUCGCUGCAGCUGAUCUUCCUGGUGGGAUCCCAUUGCCUGACGGGGACCAUUGCAUUCCUCAAAAUCACCGAGAGUAGCACCUGCUCGCUGGUCUUUGGCGUCAUCUCGGCCGUCAUCCUCCUGCUCCUGGCCCUGCCCCCAUCUUUCGCCGACGUAGCGAUUCUGGGAUAUAUCGAUUUCGUAUCUAUCAUAGGCGCCAUCGGGAUUACGGUCAUCGCCACGGGUCUCACCCGGGGAGAUAUGCCUGCCCAAGCGGAUUGGUCAGCCUGGCCCAAGGAGAAUACCAGCUUCACGGACGGCUUCAUUGCCAUCAGCAACAUCGUAUUUGCAUACUCCUUCGCGGUCUGCCAGUUCUCUUUCAUGGACGAAAUGCACACCCCCAAGGACUUCGUCAAGUCCAUCUGGGCGCUCGGCCUCAUCGAGAUCGUCAUCUACACCGUCACCGGCAGUCUCAUCUACGCCUUCGUUGGCAAGGAUGUGGAAUCUCCAGCUCUCCUCUCGGCCGGCCCCCUGAUGGCCAAGAUCGCAUUCGGCGUCGCUCUCCCCGUCAUCUUCAUCUCUGGAUCCAUCAACGGCACUGUCGUUGGACGUUACCUCCACGGCCGAAUGUACAAGGAUUCCAUUGUGCGAUUCAUCAACACCAAGCAGGGAUGGCUCACCUGGAUCCUCUUCAUCACUGUUAUCACCGUUAUCGCUUGGGUCAUUGCGGAGGCGAUUCCUUUCUUCUCGGAUCUGCUCAGCAUCAGCUCGGCAUUGUUCAUCUCCGGCUUCACCUUCUACUUCCCGGCUAUCUUCUGGUUCAUGCUCCUCAAGGAGGGCAAGUGGAACGCGACGAAGAUGAACAUCCUCCUGAGCUUGGUCAACGUUGCUGUCUUCCUCAUCGGCAUGAUUGUCUUGGUCGGGGGGACAUAUUCGUCUAUUGUUGAUAUCAAAGAUCAAUACAGUUCCGGCGCGGUACGGGGUGCUUUCACCUGCGCACCAAUUGGCUCCGAGUGA